This is a messenger RNA of Aplysia californica (California sea hare), 774 nucleotides long. Its product is annotated as synaptotagmin-17. The record is from RefSeq and is a predicted model, not a curated record. The coding region runs from base 64 to 774 and encodes 236 amino acids. NCBI's taxonomy places the organism in Eukaryota, Metazoa, Mollusca, Gastropoda, Aplysiida, Aplysiidae. Gene Ontology annotation, molecular function: phosphatidylserine binding; syntaxin binding; calcium ion binding. Gene Ontology annotation, biological process: calcium-ion regulated exocytosis; regulation of dopamine secretion; regulation of calcium ion-dependent exocytosis. The transcript has 4 exons.
GUUGCAAGUGCCGUAAAACUCUUACUAAAACUUUAAAAAACUAAACCCAUCCCCAGAGAGCGCAUGGACUCGGACAACUCCCGCACCGACUCGGUGUCCUCCGCCAGUGGCAUCAGCACAGACAGCCGGAGACACGUGACCCCCGUCAUAGACAUGAAGCCCAUCGAGUUCUGGACCGCCAACAGGGAAAGCGUACAGCCCCGCUCCAAACGCCGGCUCCCCAGCGAGAGUGAGAUAAGUCUGGAGAACUUCCAGAAAGAUCUGUACGAGGUGGAGCAGGAGGAAGAGCCUUGUCUGACAGACGAGGAGAAGCUGGCGCAGUUCCAGUUGGGACAGCUACACUUUGGGCUUAGCUACGACCUCACUUCUAAGUUAUUCGUUGUCAAAAUUAUCGAAGCCAAAGAUCUCCCUCCCCCUUACUGCAUGGACGAUUCCAAACAAGAUAUGGCGCAUUCGAAUCCGUACUGCAAGAUAUCGCUACUGCCCGACCAGAAAGCCUCUCAACAGACAACUGUACAAAGGAAAACUCAAGAACCCACGUGGAACGAGUACUUUAGUUUUGAUAUCGAUUACACGGAGGCACAGGAGAGGACUUUGGAGAUUCUGAUCAAGGAUUUCGACAAGUUCUCUCGUCAUCAGCUCAUCGGGAAGGUUCUGUUACCUCUGAAUACCGUCAACUUGAUAAAGGGAGGACAUAUGUGGAAGCCUUUGUCGCCUGGCAACAAGGUGAGUGGUGAUGAGAGAGAGGGGGGAGAGAGAGGGGGGAGGGCCUAG